GCAAGUAGAACCGGAAGGUACCCAUCAACACACCUCAUGCACCCUCUCCAUGACAAAGCUCGCUUACUCAGCUUGCAACAAGCAAGUCUUGGUCUUCCUCUUCUACCCUCUAGCUAGCUAGCUAGCUUUCUCGACCCCCCAAGAAAAAGAGGAGCAACCAAAAUCUCAUACUAGAUCGAUUGAUGGGAGCUAGCUGGUUUCAUUAGCUGCAAUUUCAUGGCGCAUAAGAUCCAGGGCAUCAUGGUGAAGCUAGCUCUGCAAGAAGUCAACUAAUCAAGAAAGCUUGCUAGCCGCCCUUGGAACUACAUAGGGAAGAAGAAGACCAGAUCAGCUGUAGCACAUAGAGUUAGGUUAGGUGGAGAGAUGGCCAACAGGUGGUGGGACGAAGGGCGGCUGACGGAGGCGCCGGCAGCUGCAUCAAGCCUCGCCAGCGACCAGAACCGGCAGCAGCUGGAGGACGCCAUGGCGGUGCCCAAGGUGGACGGGGAGAGCAGCCACAGCGGCGGAGGGAGCGGGCAGGACGACGAGCACGAGCCCAAGGAGGGCGCGGUGGUGGUGCCGGCGAACCGGCGCCCGCGCGGCCGGCCGGCGGGGUCCAAGAACAAGCCCAAGCCGCCCAUCUUCGUCACGCGGGACAGCCCCAACGCGCUGCGCAGCCACGUCAUGGAGGUGGCCAGCGGCGCGGACGUCGCCGAGGCCAUCGCGCACUUCUCCCGCCGCAGGCAGCGCGGCGUCUGCGUGCUCAGCGGGGCCGGCGCCGUCGCCGACGUCGCCCUGCGCCAGCCCGCCGCGCCCGGGGCCGUCGUCGCGCUCCGCGGCCGCUUCGAGAUACUCUCCCUCUCCGGCACCUUCCUCCCCGGGCCCUCCCCGCCGGGGUCCACCGGGCUCACCGUGUACCUCGCCGGCGGGCAGGGGCAGGUGGUCGGGGGCAGCGUGGUGGGCGCGCUCACCGCCGCGGGGCCCGUCAUGGUGAUCGCCUCCACCUUCGCCAACGCCACCUACGAGCGGCUGCCGCUGGACGACGCCGAGGAGGACCACCAGCUGGAGGCCGCCCGCAUGCACGGAGCCCCCGGCGGUGGUGUCCCUCCGAUGAUGGCCGGCGACCCCUCGGCGGCGGGGAUGCCGAUGUACGGCGUGCCGCCGAACCUGAUGCCGGGAGGCGGUGGGCAUGCGGCGCCGGAAUGGGCGGCGCAUGCACGGCCGCCCUACUAGCUACCUAGCAUCAAUCAAUCAGGAGUAGUCCAUGUGUCGACGAUUCCAAGCAUCAAGUUCAGCUAGCUCCUCCCAUCGUCCUCAUCGAAAUCCAUCCUACCAAUAACUAGACUUGCAUUGCAUAUAUUUAGCAGCUGGUGGUAAGUAACUAGAAUCUCUGAUUUUGCUUUGCUUAUUAUCUGCCAAAAAUCAUUUUGGAGUUGCUUGCUCCGAUUCAUGUAUGAGGAAUUAUAAAUGAGCUCCUUUUACUGCCUGCAGAUUGGUUAUUAGUGAUCAUAUAGUAAAAACAGAACUCUCCAAGUGUGUGACUCUUAUAUACCCCAUCUCUGACUAUUGCAUGCGUAUGUAUCCUCCCUGCAUAAUUCACAAAGUUCCUUUAACUUAACUAGUUAUAUGUGUGAAGGAAUGGUGAAUAUAUAUGUAUUUAUGCAAUUGUAGUAUGAACACAAGAAGCCUGGCAUUGCUGAGAAAUAUUUAUAAUGAAUUCACAUUUCUUGCAAGAUUAACCAGUUCUGCUUGGACCAAUGGAUCAAUGUAUACAACAUAAUUAUGAAACUGGAUCUUCUGUUUGAUUAAACUAAACUUUAUUUGAGUCAUUUUUCCACAUGUUUUAAUCGCUUGAUGUUGCUCAUCCUUUAGUUACUGAAUCUCAUUCCACAUUCCUAGCAAUGUUAUGAUAGGUUGAUGUUGCCAUGACUGCACAAGGUGGCCAUAUGUGGUCAUUUCAUCAAGUUUAUGAAACUUUUUGAUUCGCAUGAUCCCCAAACAUAGGAAUAGGAAAGACAUGAGAAUUUGGUACAAUGAAAUGUUUUUUAUCAUUUAUGCCACUAGUUGUGUCCCACUACUCGUUUAUGCCAUUGCUCGAAAAUGCCACUGCUCUGUUAGGCACAUGCUAAAAAAGCCACUACAAGCCAUUACUAUCAGCUCAAAGUUCGUUUAUAAUAUUAUAUGACCAAAAUACCCAUGGAAAAAAUGACAGCUCUCCCUAUAUCUCGCUACAAUAAAGUGUGUGUCCCACUCAACCCCAAAGUGUGUUCUUAUUUUCCUCUAAAAUUAUUUGGUUGAUUGCUUCUGGUAAGUAGGCCUCACAAUUAUCACUGUGAGAUAAAGAGAGCUAACAUGCGGGUGUAGGGGUAUUUUGGUCAUAUAACAUAGUCAACUAGUUUGACAUGACAGUAACGGUGUUUGAUUACAUUUUUGAGCAAACAUCUAAUGGAGCGAUGUCAUUUUUUUAGGUGUCUAAUAGCAUAUUUGAGCAAGCAUCUCACAAAACGAUGGCAUUUUUGAGCGGUUGUAACUUUUAAUACAAAACUGAAUAGUGGGACACAACUAGUGAUAUAAAUGAUAUAAACCAUUUUUUUAUUUGAGAGUUGACUGUAUAUUGACAUAAGCAAUAGUUGUGGGUGUAUGGUUGUAGCACCAAACAAUGAAAAAAAACUUUUAGGGUUAAGUGCAUUGACUAUAUAGUUGUCUUGGACAGGAGGAAAAGUCCCAACAUGUUAAAACUUCAAAAGUUUGAUUGACCAAACCACUACAGUAACCAAAACAUAAGGCGUAGUUUGAGUGUCCAAGUGCAUGUUUUGACCGUGAAUCUCCCGUACAAUGUUUACCCGGUUACAAAACUAUAACAACACGGAAAUGUUUUGAAAAAUAUAUUUGAUGGUGGCUAUGUUAUGUAACAUAAAUUAUAUAUGGUCAAAGCAUUAUAUUGGAUAGUCAAAGUAAGUUAGUACGGUUUGUAUACAAUGGCGUGGUCCAAUAUUAUUCGUCUCGCUCGCGUGCUUGCAUCGGACAGAUCGGUAUUGUAAAAGGUUGAGUAGCCAGCAGCUGCCCCCAUGGAAUCAAAAUUUGAAACCAAAAGCAAAUUGAUCCUAGUGCACAUUGGUGCUGAAAAUGAAAAUAGCAUCAUCCUAGCUACCUAGGGGACCGAUCGAUAUGCUCGCUGGCCGGUUAUUAGAGGUGCAUGCCUGUACUAAUUUCAGCUCGGCUCAGAUACGUGUGUGCGUUCUUCCAUUAUUAUAGUCGGUGCAUACUUGCAUAUACGUUCAUGCAUAGUAUAGGUAGCAGAGAAUGUGUAAUAAAGCUUAAAAGGCGGCUUCCUCUCGGUUUUUCUCUCUCGAAAAAAAAAAGCUCUAGACGCGUCGGGUGGAUAGUAUAGGUAGUAGAGAAUCCCGGUGGCUUCGCUCUGGUUAGUAGUCUAAUUAGGUUUUAGGGGUUUUUAAUCCUUGCGGGCGGCGCUCGGAUGGAUAGUGACACUUCUUCUUUAAGUUUGUCUUUCAGGUUUCGAUGCUCCUUGCAUAUGAAUGAAAGAAAUGAAAUAGAUGAGACAUUCUUUAAGCAAGCAUCUAUCCUUAAACAUAAUUUACCUGUUAAAACUCUUGAAGAUCCUCUACCACCCAAGAGCGAUCCUGUGUUUGAAUUAAAGAAACUACCCGAUACACUUAAAUAUGCUUAUUUUGAUGAAAAGAAAAUAUAUCCUGUUAUUAUCAAUGCUAACCUUUCAGAGCAUGAAGAGUUUGCCUGUCUUGGCGUACUCGACAAACCUCCGGCGUAGAUUCAUGUCGUCUCCUUCGGGUGGUGAGGUCAGUGUUUCUUACAUGUGACGAGAUCUGGUGACAGGUGCUUCAGAUCUAUUCAAGAGUUCAACGGCGACGACUGUAGAUUCAGGACGCUAGUCCUUAGGGACACAUGCACGAAGACUUCUCGGUUGUCAUUGACAAGGUCAAGCCGGCUCCGGUAAGUGAGCGGUGACAAAGGCGCGUCGGCGGAUCAUCCUGACGAUAGUAGUGGUCUCGGAAUCUCAAUAUAAUUUUUAUUAUGUUUGAAAUGCUUUGUACUUUUGAUGAACUUUAUAAUAGAUCUGGUCAUUUUUGCAAUAAAAGGUUAUAUACAUAGCGAGA
Messenger RNA from Triticum urartu, 4112 nucleotides. Its product is annotated as AT-hook motif nuclear-localized protein 20. Gene Ontology annotation, cellular component: nucleus. Gene Ontology annotation, molecular function: minor groove of adenine-thymine-rich DNA binding; DNA-binding transcription factor activity. Lineage: Eukaryota; Viridiplantae; Streptophyta; Magnoliopsida; Poales; Poaceae. The record is from RefSeq and is a predicted model, not a curated record.